Sesamum indicum (sesame) is the source of this 1332-nucleotide messenger RNA. Lineage: Eukaryota; Viridiplantae; Streptophyta; Magnoliopsida; Lamiales; Pedaliaceae. The record is from RefSeq and is a predicted model, not a curated record.
AUGGUACUAAAUGGGGACCUGCAGCAGCAAUAUGGAGGUAUGUUCCGAUUUGAGAAUUACCUCGCUCAUUCACCUGAGUUUAUUCCUAGUGUGCAGAAUAUAUGGCAACAUAACAUUAUUGGUAUGCCUAUGCAUGCUGUGACACGCAAACUCAAAGCAUUGAAACCAAUCUUCCGAGAGCAAAGGAGGAAUAAGGGGGGUCUAUCGCACAAUGUCCAUAUGGCGAAAGGGUUUCUUGAAGCAGCACAACUACUUGUUAGCUCAAGAAGGCGAGAUGAGCUAUAUAUACAACUAGAACACUGUUGUCGGCUCGUACUGGCCAAAGUAACAAAAUUGGAGCAGAUUAUGUUAAAUCAACGAGCGAAGAUGCAGUGGAUGAAGGGAGGUGAUCAGUGCUCCCGAGUGUUCUUUCGGAAGAUUGCCCAACGAAGAUUAUCAAGGAGGAUCUUCCAGAUCAACGAUGUCCAGGGAUCCACUCACACUGAUCCAGAAGAAGUUAUUAAUGAGUUUGUCACAUACUACCAAAACCUGCUAGGAGGAGAUAGACGAAGAGCAAGUAUUGACAUUCGGUUUCUCAGACCGUGGGCUAGGCACAUUUUGAGUAAUGAGGAGCUACCGCUUUACUAUUACCGUUCACACCAACAGAUGUCAAACAGGCGGUUUUUGACAUUUGCUGAGGACAAGGCCCCAGGCCUGGACGAAUACUCAUCGGGCUUCUUCAAAGCAGCAUGGCCUAUAGUUGGACAAGAGAUCAUUGCAAAGCUCAUUGUCCAAAGGUUGAGUGUGAUAAUGGACAAACUGAUUAACCCAUGCCAAGCGGCAUUUGUGCCGGGACGCAGCAUUGGAGAUAACAUCAUGCUAGCACAGGAACUAUUUAAGGGAUAUAACCAGACUCGUCUACCUCCUAGAUGUGAUCUGAAAGUUGACAUCCGGAAGGCAUAUGACACAGUUUAUUGGGAUUUCUUGAUAGUAGUCAUGGAGAUGUUUGGGUUCCCUAUUACUUUCGUGAAGUGGAUUGAGGAGUGUGUGACAACACCUUCAUUCUCUGUAGGGCUAAGUGGGAAGCCCCAUGGAUUCUUUCGAGGAGCCAGAGGACUUCGGUCUCAGACUGAACGUGCAGAAAAGCCACCUAAUAUCUCAUGUUCAGCGCAAGCAUUGCGUGAGGAGAUGUUGGCGCUACUCGGAUUUCAGGAAGGGGUUCUUCCAAUGAGGGGAGAUGUUGGCGCUACUCGGAUUUCAGGAAGGGGUUCUUCCAAUGAGGUAUCUGGGGUUACCACUUAUAUUGUCUCGACUUACUAUUGCAGAUUGCCGUCCACUACUACUGAAGAUUGA